CAUUUAUAACCAGUUCUUCCUACAAGUAGUACUUUUGGCCAUAUGGAACCGCGUCCUACAUUUCAAUCUGCUUAAGCAGUUUCCUCUUUCCUUCUCACAACAAUACUGUUUCAAGUCGGUGUUCUUCAUCAUCAUUCGUUUACUUUUACGUUUCCACAUAAAAAAGUGCUCAAUCACAAUCCCUUCUGUUUGCUCACUAAAAGCAUCGGGAUCCUUAUAACCAUGAUCACAAAGGAAUGUUUUUUUCAACAUGAAACUUAGCUUACUUCAAAGUACAGUUCUCAUUUUCCUAUUUGCCUCAAAUUAAAGCUCUGUAGCUUAGCUUACCUGGACAUUGAAGAAGAUCAUGACAAUGCAAAUCUCAGGUAACAAGUUUGAAAGAGCACCAAGCAUUCGACAGCUGUUUCCACCCAAAAAUCUUGAGGAAAGAAAUGGACUUGACAAAUACUCCGUUCAGUCCAUCAACCAUCAAUCUAACACGCCAGAAAACAUAGCCCAUGGGUUCUAUGGUUCAAAACCACUUCUGUUAAAAGAUGUGCCUCCUAGCCCCAGAAAUUCCACAUCUUCUCUUCCUUCCAAUGCCAUUGAACAUACUGUACCUGUACAUCAACAAAUUGAUCCCUCAAGUUCUUCGGAAUCCUCCUCAAGUUCAUUUCCUGCCUUUCGAGAUAAAAGGCCAAUGGAUCUUCGCGAGUAUUUGCCCUUAUAUAGAGCUGCUUUGAAAGGAGACUGGGAGAAGGCCAAUGAGUUCCUAAAUUUGCAUCCAGGUGCGGAGAAUGCCAGGAUUUCAAAAGGGAUGGAAACAGCUCUUCAUAUUUCAGCUGGGGCUCGACACACCAAAUUUGUGGAGGAACUGGUCAAAAGAAUGAGAAUUAAGGACCUGGAAAUUCAAAACAAAGAUAAGAACACUGCACUUUGUUUUGCUGCUGCAUCUGGGGUUACCAAGAUAGCAAAGCUAAUGGUGGAAAGGAAUAUAAACUUACCUGGAAUACGAGGUAGUGAAGGGGUGACACCACUUUAUGUAGCCACAUUACUGGGCCAAAGGGACAUGGUUUGGUAUCUCUAUUCAGUGACCGAUCAUGAGAUUCUAAAAACAGAAGACUAUUUCAGUCUACUGAUUGCUGCUAUAUCAACAGAUUUAUAUGAUUUUGCCUUACAUAUACUGGAGUGUCGACCACAAUUAGCGAUUUGUCAUGGCUUGAAUGGGGAGACAGCUUUACAUGUGUUGGCAAAAAAGCCUUCAUCAUUUCGUAGUGGCAUUCAACUAGACAUCUGGGAAAGAUGCAUCUAUCCAUGGAUCCGAGUCAAACUAACAACUGAGUACAAAUGCCAGUCAAACAACUCGCAAUCCCAGGCGCCUUCAACCUUUCAAGUUGCAGACCUACUGGUGACUGGACUCUGUCGUGCAGUAAAAUAUCUUGUGCCAGGAUUUGAAACAGUUCAGAAGAAAAAGAUAUUGAACUUACAGGCUCUAAAGUUAGUGCAACAUCUUUGGGAAGUAAUAGAGUCAUCAGACGAAAUAUAUGGAGACUUGAUUAAAAGCCCUUUGUCAAGGCCCCUAUUUAUUGCUGCUGAAUUUGGAAUACCUGAGAUUGUAAUUGAGCUUCUUCACUCAUAUCCCGAUCUCCUUUGGAAAGUUGACAGCCAAAAUAGAAGUUUUUUUCACAUUGCAAUCGUGUAUCGUCAGGAAAAAAUAUUUAACAUGAUUUAUGAAAUAGGGGCACAUAAGGAUCUGAUAACUUCUUAUAGAGACAAUAACAAUCACAACAUACUGCAUUUGGCAGGAAAAUUGGCACCUUCAGAUCAACUUCAUGUUGUAUCUGGUGCAGCACUGCAGAUGCAAAGGGAAUUAUUGUGGUUCAAGGAGGUGGAAAAGAUCAUACAGCCUCUAUUGAAGGAGAUGAAGGAUUCUGAAGGUAGGACGCCUCAAAUGCUAUUUACCGAAGAACACAAGGGGUUGGCCAAAGAAGGAGAAAAAUGGCUGAAGAACACUGCUUCAUCAUGCAUGCUAGUUUCAACUCUUAUUACCACUGUGAUGUUUGCAGCAAUCUUUACAGUACCAGGUGGGAACAAGAACAAUGGAUAUCCUAUUUUUAUGCACACUACAUCCUUCAAAGUUUUUGCAGUCUCAGAUGCUAUUGGAUUAUUCUCAUCAGUAGUAUCUAUAUUGAUGUUUUUGUCAAUACUCACAUCAAGGUAUGCACAGGAGGAUUUCCUUGUGUCACUGCCUAAAAGGUUGAGUGUUGGCAUUGCGACCCUUUUCUUCUCCAUCAUUACAAUGCUCAUAGCUUUUGGUGCAACAUUUUUCAUUGUACUUGGCCAUCAAUUGGCAUGGAUUUUCAUUCCAAUAACCCUAGUUGCAUGUAUCCCAGCAAUAUUGUUUGCCUUUUUACAGUUUCCUCUUCUUGUGGAUACAAUCUCUUGUACAUAUGGAGUUGGUGUAUUUUCUCGUUGAGAAAUUUGGUAAAUAAUAUUCAUCCUAAGUGAUUGAAUUAA
This is a messenger RNA of Vigna angularis (adzuki bean), 2496 nucleotides long. RefSeq lists its product as uncharacterized. NCBI's taxonomy places the organism in Eukaryota, Viridiplantae, Streptophyta, Magnoliopsida, Fabales, Fabaceae. The record is from RefSeq and is a predicted model, not a curated record. The transcript has 8 exons. Gene Ontology annotation, molecular function: protein binding. Bases 347 to 2455 code for a protein of 702 amino acids.